AUGAGACUGCUGGGCAUGUGGCCGCUGGACACAUCGCGUCUCUCCCAUCUCAGAUGCGGCCUGAGCUUCGGAACGAUGCUCGUCAUCAACUGUCCCGCGAUAGUGUAUCUGUUUAUGAUAACGAACUGGGUGGCGAUAAUGAAUCAGGCCAACUUGACAUUCCCGUUAUUCUUCGCAUAUGUGAAAUUCGUUCUCAUGAAGACGAAGGCGAAAAACUUGCGGCUCAUCCUGCGGAGCAUGAGCCGCGAUUGGGCCAAUUAUCGUUACUUGUCGGCGCGAGACCGACGUGCCAUGUUCCAUUACGCGAAGAAAGGCAGGCAGAUCAAUGUGUUUUGCUUCGUAUGGAUGAUGUUAGCGGUCGGAGUGUACAUAAUAACGCCGCUCGUUGAGAGCGCGUGGCUGAGCGGGCAGCUUGCAAACGCGACCAGCAGCAGAUUGCCCACCGACGUGUUCUUUUCCCUGGAGCAACCGUACGCGUACGAGAUGAUGUACGUCGGACAGUCGAUCAUAGGCCUGAUCAGCGGCACGGUGAUAUUCUCCGUCGACUGCUUCAUCUGCAUCGUUGUGUUUCACGCGUGUGGACAGCUGGACGUGUUGGCCGCGACCUUGGAGCGGUACGACGGCACCGUCGAGCACGAUGGCACGAAGGACGCGUGUUUCCGCUCUUGCGCGUGCUUGCCGUGUAUCGUGAAGCGGCAUGUGCACAUUCUCAAUUACAUGAACGUCGUGGAAAAAUCCUUCAACAGCUUCAUCCUGUUCCAAUUACUGCUGACCACUGUUAUUCUGGCACUGCAAGGCUUCCAGAUCGUCUUGGUAGUGUCUAUAAAUAAGUAUAUGUAUACGAAACUAUACAAGUAUAUACGAAAUCACUAA
This is a messenger RNA of Harpegnathos saltator (Jerdon's jumping ant), 873 nucleotides long. RefSeq lists its product as uncharacterized. The record is from RefSeq and is a predicted model, not a curated record. The coding region runs from base 1 to 873 and encodes 290 amino acids. The transcript is spliced from 4 exons. Gene Ontology annotation, biological process: detection of chemical stimulus involved in sensory perception of smell; sensory perception of smell. Gene Ontology annotation, molecular function: olfactory receptor activity; odorant binding. Lineage: Eukaryota; Metazoa; Arthropoda; Insecta; Hymenoptera; Formicidae. Gene Ontology annotation, cellular component: plasma membrane.